Messenger RNA from Tetrapisispora phaffii CBS 4417, 1860 nucleotides. RefSeq names its product Mus81p (gene MUS81). Gene Ontology annotation, biological process: double-strand break repair via break-induced replication; resolution of meiotic recombination intermediates; mitotic intra-S DNA damage checkpoint signaling. The record is from RefSeq and is a predicted model, not a curated record. Gene Ontology annotation, cellular component: Holliday junction resolvase complex; nucleus. The transcript has a single exon. Gene Ontology annotation, molecular function: DNA binding; crossover junction DNA endonuclease activity; 3'-flap endonuclease activity. Lineage: Eukaryota; Fungi; Ascomycota; Saccharomycetes; Saccharomycetales; Saccharomycetaceae. Bases 1 to 1860 code for a protein of 619 amino acids.
AUGUCACUACCUUUUGAUUUGAAGCAGCAUUAUGUGGAUUGGCUUCAAGAGCUUAUCAAUUCAUAUGGUUCUCAUCAGGAGCAGGUACAGAUAACGUAUGAAAGAGCUAAAAGGAACUUAAUUGAUUCGCAAGAAACCUUUCAUUUUCCAUCUGAUUUAAAGAAAGUGAAAGGUAUUGGAGAAGCAAUUGCGAAAAAGCUAGAAGUCAAAUUAAAGGAAUAUUGCAAGAAGAAUAGCUUUGAAUUUCCAUCAAAAAUUGAAAACGAAAUCGCUUCAAACAAAAGAUCUACGACAACUUUAAGGUCAACAACUAUUGACUCUGAUGUAACAUCAAGGCCUUUAAAAAAGAAAAGAAAGUAUAUACCUAAGAAACGAUCAGGUGGUUAUGCUAUAUUAUUAGCUUUACUCGAAAGUGGUGCCACAGAAAAAGGCCUUACUAAGGAUGAUAUAAUUGAAAUUGCACAGAAAUAUUGUAAUAAUAGCAUGUUGCCAAAUUAUACUACGAAGGAACUGCAUGGAUCAUGGUCUUCAAUUACUUCGUUACGAAAUAACUAUCUCAUCCUAGAAGAAGGGAGACCUAAACGGUUUUCACUUACAGAAGAGGGUCAUGAAUUAGCUAAAACGUUAAAAGAAGCUGAUGGAAUAAUAUUCGAGAAUGAAGGUAAUACCACAUUAAAUCAGAACAAAUUUUGGAACGAUCCCAAUGAAGUUACUGCUGAUCUUACGGGUUUAUUUGCAAAUAAGUCAUUUCCUAGUCAACCUGAUCAAGGUAAUAGUUCAAAAAUAAUUGAUGUAACCUUCAAAGAAAAUGAAAAUUUAGUGCAUGGAAUCAUUAGCCAGACGGGUACGACAAAUAAAGCUAACUAUACGCUAGCCAAUAAAGAAGGUUUAAUUGGCAAUGGGUUGAUAAAUGGUUCAGCCACCGAGGCUAGCAAUAUUGUACAAAAACGAUAUAACAAUAUUAGCUAUCAGUUAUGGAACCGAGGAUCAUAUGACAUCUUUCCCAUUAUCGACCACAGAGAGGUUAAAUCGGUAACUGACCGUGAAUUCUUUAUUAAUGCAUUUCAUAGAAAAGGUGUGCAUAGUGAACUUCGGCAAUUAUCUUUGGGUGAUAUUAUAUGGGUUGCUAGACAUAAAGUAACAAAAACUAUUUGCAUACUUGAUACUAUUAUAGAAAGAAAAAGACUAGAUGAUUUAGCUUCUAGUAUAAGAGAUAAUAGGUUUAUGGAACAAAAGACACGUUUAGAAAAAUCUGGUUGUCAAAACAAAAUCUAUUUAAUUGAGGAGACCAUUGGUAUCAAUAAUAAUAAUAUUCAAGUUAAUAUGGAUGAAGCAUUGAAAACUGCACUUUGGUUAAUAUUAGUAUACUAUAAAUUUUCCAUGAUAAGAACCUCUAACUCUGAAGAAACAGUAGAAAAAUUAUGUUACUUGCAUGAGGUAAUAUCUAAACAUUAUUUAGAAAAAGAUUUGAUUGUAAUAUAUCCUGAUAAUAUUACUUCUCAAGAAUCAUAUUACAAUAUUUUACAUGAUUUCAAAAAAGAAUUUGAAAGAAAUAAAUCAAUCGAAUGUUGUCAUACAAUUGAAUGUUUUCAAGAAAUCAUGGGUAAAAGCGAGUCAAGAACAAUUGGUGAAAUAACGAUAAAUAUUUUAAUGCUAAUUAGAGGUGUGUCAUUGGAGAAAGCAAUAGCCAUACAGUCCAUAUACCCGACAUUGAACCAUAUUUUGAAAGCUUAUCAAUCAUGUAAAUCGCCAAGUGAAGCAAAAUUACUUCUCUAUAACAAACUUGGCAAUGCACCAGGUACAAAGAGGAUAACUAAAAGCUUAUCUGAAAAGAUAUCAGAGGUUUUCUAUGACAAUUAA